Molecule: messenger RNA, 4481 nt
Organism: Callorhinchus milii (elephant shark)
Lineage: Eukaryota; Metazoa; Chordata; Chondrichthyes; Chimaeriformes; Callorhinchidae
Gene: gse1b
Product: Gse1 coiled-coil protein b
Exons: 16
Coding region: 265-3882 (1205 amino acids)
Source: RefSeq, a predicted model, not a curated record
GAGAAGGACUCAGGUAUGGCAGCUGGUCACUGGCUUCUGAGUGCUGUUGGUAGUCAAUUAAGCUCAGUGUGGAUCUGGAACUGACACCCAGCGCACAGCCUUCGCUGAAUGACAGACAAGAGGAGCUUUGGUGGUGGUUGUGGAUUAUUUUUUUUUGUUUGUUUGGUUUGUGGUGUUAUGUGGGCAGCAGAAAAGGUCUGUGCGACUCGCUCAGUGCCCUCAGAUCUGUCCCGGGAAGGAACAAUGGCUCUGUAAGUUAGGAUCAUGUUUGGACUCAAGCCACCGCUGUACUAUCUGCCAGGUAUGAGCCAUGAGCCGAAGUCGCCCUCACUAGGAAUGCUCUCCACUGCGACCCGGACCACGGCUACCGUCACCCCGCUCAACCCUUCCUCCCUCAACGGCACCAUCGUGGCCAAUGGCAGCCUGGCGCCCAGCAGCGCCCUGUCCGUGCCAUCGGCCCAGUCUGCCAGUUUUGCCGCUGCCCUCCGCAAGCUCGCCAAACAAGUCGAGGAGCCCAGAGGUUCUUCGAUAAGCAGCGAAUCUUCACCGGUCUCUUCUCCGGCCACCAACCACAGCUCUCCGGCCAGCACACCCAAGCGAGGCCCGAAUGGGCCCAUCCGCGUGGCCCCCAGCUCUCACAGUGUCCCCAGCACUACCCCCGUGGUGACCAUUGCUCCCACCAAAACUGUCAAUGGGCUUUGGAGAAGUGAAAGCCGACAGCCCGAGCCAACGCCCAGGGGUCCCAGCAGAGACCGAAUGCACGUGGAAUCCCAGCACCAGCAGGAGAAGGGGGGUCCAUCAGUCACUUCCCACCUCCUGGGCCCUCACUACGCGUUCAGCCUGACGCCCAGCGCCAUGGUGCAGGACUCCCGGUUCCCUCAUCUCAGUCUCCAGCGUCCGGUUCCUCACAUGGUAGCUCCUGGCAGCGUUCCGGAAGAAUACCUCCGCGGCUUCCGGCCUUACCACACGGGAGAGGAGCUUCGCAUGCCCGCUCUGCCGCCCCUGGGUCUCGACCCGGCCACGGCCGCCUAUUAUCACUCGAGUUACAUGGCUCACCACCCGUUCCCUUUCAGGAUGGAAGACUCCUACUGCCUCUCAACCUUACGGUCACCUUUCUACCCCAUCGCCACGCCUGCCUCUCUGCCACCUCUGCACCCAUCCACCAUGCACCUCCACCUGCCCGGGAUGAGGUUCCCGACUGACCUGUCUCACGCUGCCAUGCAGUCCGAGCGCCUGUCCGCUGAGAGGCUUCAAAUAGACGAGGAGCUCCGCAGGGAGCGGGAAAGAGAGAGGGAGCGCGAGCGAGAAAAGGAGAGGGAGAGGGAGCGAGAGGCAGAGAAGGAGAGGGAAAGAGAACUGGAGCGGGAGAAGGAACUUGAAAGGGAGCGGGAGAAGGAGCGGGAGAGGGAACGGGAGCGAGAGCUGGAGAGAGACCGGGAAAGGACCAGGGAGAAGGAAAUGAACGCGGCCAAAGCGCUGGAGAGUCACUUCCUGCAGGUCCCGGAGAUUCCCAGCCUGCGCAGCCAGCAACUGGAGGAGAGAAUAAAAGCCACAGAGAGACUGACACCAAAUCGCACAGACAAGCCCAAGGAUUUUGCACUGACGGGGCCCAAGGUGGUCCACCCGACCCUGCAGCAGUCCCCGGUCAGCCACCACUCGGUCCCCUGUCUGAUUUCCAGCCACAGCAGCUUCCUGCUGCCCGGUGGCCCCACCAUGCUGCUGCAGAGGACCAACGAGGAGGAGAAGUGGAUGGCCAAACAGCGGCAGCUCCGCCAGGAGAAGGAGGACCGGCAAUACCAGGUGUCCGAGUUCCGGCAGCAGGUUCUGGAGCAGCACCUGGACAUCAGCCGGCCGGGACUUCCCAGCGAGGCCGAGCUUCGUGACAGCUUCAGAUCGGGACCCAGCAAUCACGAACACGGCGUCCGAGAGCAGCCCCCUCACCUGGGGGCCCCCCCUCCCCUCAUCUCCCCCAAGCCCCAGCACAGGGAGUUCCACUCGACCGCCCUGUGGAACCCCAUCACCUUGAUGGACAGCCACAGCGAAGCCCGCCGGAGCCACGCGUUCAACAACCACCACCCAACCGGCCACUACGAGCCUCACCGGCAGCUGGCCAACGCCGUCAAGACCGAGAGACUCAACCACCACGAGGAGCAUGGCAAGCGACGGGACCCGGCGGAGAAAUACCAGCCCCUCCGAGGCCCCGGCUCCUUGGAGCCUGGAGCCGGCUACUCCUACGGACCCCCCUUUGCCGAACUGGAGAAGUCGGCUCAGUCCAUCCUCCACCAGCAGAGGCUGUCGCUGCCUCAGUGCAGCCAAUACAGCGACAUGAACCUCCUGCGCACGCCCCCCUCCCCGUACCGUCACCAGCACGGACCCCCGCAGGCCCCCGCCCCCAUCCCCGACCGGACCUACGUCUACGAUGAGUUUCUGCAGCAGUACCGCAGGCUGGUGAGCAAACUGGACCUGGAGGAGAGGAAGCGGAAAGAGGCCAAGGAGAAAGGUUAUUACUACGACUUUGAUGACUCGUACGAUGAGAGUGAUGAAGAGGACAUUCGGGCUCAUCUGCACCGAGUGUCUGAGCAGCCGCCUCUGAAACUCGACGACUCCUCUGAAAAGCUGGACUUCCUGAGGAUGUUUAGCCUGACCACGAGGGGCAGGAAGGAGGAGCUGUUGGCCCAGAAGCGAAGGAAGAGGAGGAGGAUGCUGAUGGAGCGAAGCCCAUCCCCUCCCCCCAUCCCCAGCAAACGCCCCAACCCCUCCUCCCAGCGCCCCCUGCACAGCAAGUACAGCUCGGACGAAAUGAACAAUACCCCCGACCUGGCCGAGAAGAAAAAAUUCCUGACGGCCUUCAACCUAUCACACGUCCUCCCCGACAGGAGAAAGGAAAAGGAAGACCUUGCAGUAAUGAUCCAGUCCCUGAGGCACAAGCCUUUGCCGUCGGAAACGCCUUCGAAGCAACUCCUGCUUCCUGCGUGCCGGAGCUCCAGCUCGUCACAAGCCGACGCGUCGAACGUUCCUCCUCCGGCAUCGGACACGUCCGACGGGCCGCCGGUGGCCGCCGCCCCUUCCUAUUCCCAGCCGGAACGCCACCACAGGCCGGAGCCAGCCAAACCCUCGGAGCCGGUCAGGCCGAAGGAAGCCGCGCACAACGCCGAGAAGAGCCGGUCGAACGAGACGCACCACGGGAAGAGGACUCUGAGCCUGCUCGGCAACGUGCCGGCCCGGCGGCAGAAGGACUUGCCGGCCGGAGGGCUGCACAGCGCGGCCGAGAGGAGCAGGGCCUGGCAGGGCAUCCUGGCUGAGGACUUUGCCCAUCAGUUCCAUGAGUCCGUGCUCCAGUCCACCCAGCGGGCGCUACAGAAACAGAAAGGCUCCGCGGCAGCCGAGCAGAAGCACAAGUUGGACGCAGCCGUCCACUACAACAUUCCAGAGAUGCACUCCUCGCCCCGGGCGCUGUUCACACAUCAGAACGGGCAGCACUCGGCCACGCAGACGAGGAAAGGGACGCCGGUGGAGCGGGAGGAGGGCACGGAUGUGGAAGACGAGGAGGAGGAGGAGGAGGAGGACGAGGAGCUGAGACCUUCCCAUUCCAAGUGGCAGGGCAUCGAGGCGGUCUUCGCCGCGUACCAGGAAUACGUGGAAGAACAAAACAUGGAGCGACAGGUCCUACAGACGCAGUGUCGACGGCUGGAGAACUUUCACUAUAAUCUCAGUCUCACAGCCGAGCAGCUUUCCCUCAGCAUGUCGGAGCUGUUGUCACAGAAACAGAAACUGGCCUCUGAGCGGGAGCAGCUCCAGUCACAACUGGAGCAUUUAAGAAAGUGCCUUGCACUGCCUGCGAUCCACUGGCAUAGGAGCAACUGCAAGUCCUACCCAAGGUGACACGCCUGUCAGCUCGGGCCACACCAUAGAGAAAAUAUUUUAUUAUCCCGAUAUUUAAUAUUCCCAUUGAAAUCGACCCUGUAGAUAAAGACCUAAAGGAAACGUGCCACAUGUGAAGCGAAGGGUUAAAACGAAACCAGGAAAUGAAUGAACUUUGCAAUGCAACUAAAAACAUGACUUCUGCAUCUCUCUAUUUUUGCAUAAAUUGGCCUAAAGGAAACGUGUUUCCCCCUCCCCCUCCUCCCACCCCCCCCCAAUCUUGUUUGAGUUUCUGAUCAUUUUAUUUGCUCGGCCCCUGUACACAGUGACUUUUGCUUUGUGGAGAAGGCAAGUGGGGUUUAGGGCUGAACUCCAGAGUCAACACCACUGAAGGCCUGGGGACAGCUAGCGCGUGUGUGUGGGUGCGUGCGUGCGUGCGCGCAUGUGUGUGUGUGUGCAUGCGGCUUUCAUUCCCACGUCCUGUGCUCGGGCGCUGGCAUGUUCGGUGACUCAGGCGCGAGACGGGAAGAUUCGCAAAGUGCUGGGGGAAACGCCAACCGAAGAACCUCUCCCUCAUUCUUUAUUUCUUUCUCUUUUUCUCUCUCUCUCUCUCUCUCUCU